CAGGCUCCACCCCCCAAAUCUCCAGGAAUUUCGCACGCUGGAGCUGGCAACCAUAGCUGGAGCCCGCAGAGCAUAAUCGGACCGUCGAGCUGGGAGAGUCGGUGGCAUGCCUGGAGCUCCCCGGGGAAGUGUCCUCUGACUCCCCCGGACCCCGGUAGGAGCCCCGGCUAGGCUCCCCGAGAAGGGCCGCGCCUUCUCAGUUGCGAUGGGCGGAGAGAAGCGGACUGGGGCGUGCGCUCAGUUUCUCUUUCGGUUCUGUGAUCCUGGUUGUGGGGCAAGAAAAGGAACUGCCCGAGACAAGAGCCAUCGUCUGAGCGAAUAGAAAUGAAGGGAUCUCUGAAUCCACUUCAAGGAAAUCUAGAAAAUGGACCCAAAAAUGUAGUUUCUGAUCAAGCAAUUCUAUUCCUCAAUGGAUACUCAAGGACCAGAAAAUCUCUUGUGGAAACUAAACGGACAUUGAAAGUGGUUCUAAAUCGGUGCAAGGGAUCCGUACAAAGCCUUGCUGACAGAAGUGAUUCAGAAGUCACCAAGAAAGAUAUUGCCUUCCUUGUUACCUUGGCUGUGCUGUUGUUGAUCUCCAUCGCUUUCAAUAUUUAUCUGGCUGCCAAGCGCCAGCGUUUGCAAGCUGCUCUGAGCAAUUCAUGCCCCCGUGGCUGGGUCAGGAGUGAAGGCAGGUGCUACUUUUUCUCUGAUACCGAACAGACCUGGGAUGCUGGUCAGAGUCAUUGCUUUUCCUACGGAGGCUCCCUGGUACUGAUGGACACUCCGCAGGAAAGGGAUUUUGUAAUGCGCUCUGAAGACUUGACUGAUUAUUGGAUUGGCCUCCGGAGAGAGGAAGUCGGACAGCCCUGGAAACAGCCCAAUGGGUCCCUCUUUAGCGACUGGUUUCCAAUAGGAGGCGAAGGUCUUUGUGCCUACCUGAGUAGCAAAGAGGUCAGCUCUACGCGGUGCGUCAACAGCCAGCGAUGGAUCUGCAGCAGACUGGUUGGUGCUUCUCUUCCAAGAAGUUCAGAAGAUGUCGUGUAAGGAAGGGGGGGCUUUGUGGAAUCCUUUAGUGGGAUCCCCCUUCUUUUUAGAAAGAUUGGAUUCCUGUGUAUUUCCCCAACCACAAACAUUCAGAACAAGCUCAUGCUGGAAUAAAUUCUGUUAGUCUUUGA
This is a messenger RNA of Eublepharis macularius, 1157 nucleotides long. RefSeq names its product C-type lectin domain family 2 member D-like. The record is from RefSeq and is a predicted model, not a curated record. Bases 325 to 1026 code for a protein of 233 amino acids. NCBI's taxonomy places the organism in Eukaryota, Metazoa, Chordata, Lepidosauria, Squamata, Eublepharidae. The transcript has 7 exons.